Photinus pyralis (common eastern firefly) is the source of this 1660-nucleotide messenger RNA. It is a transcript of the gene Hsc20, whose product is annotated as iron-sulfur cluster co-chaperone protein HscB. The transcript is spliced from 4 exons. Gene Ontology annotation, biological process: [2Fe-2S] cluster assembly; protein complex oligomerization. Lineage: Eukaryota; Metazoa; Arthropoda; Insecta; Coleoptera; Lampyridae. The coding region runs from base 65 to 742 and encodes 225 amino acids. Gene Ontology annotation, cellular component: mitochondrion. The record is from RefSeq and is a predicted model, not a curated record. Gene Ontology annotation, molecular function: protein-folding chaperone binding; ATPase activator activity.
GCGCUCUAAUUUACCGACUUCGUGAUUAUAACCUUACAAAAUACUGUGCUGUGAAAAUUAGAAAAUGCAAAAAUUAAACCUUCUCAAAACUGUGUAUCGUACACUGUACGAGAAUUCCAAAAUUCCCCACAGAUUCUGUACACAAAAGUCUCAUCAAACCUGCUGGAAUUGUGGGACGUACGCCUUGGAAUUAUUAUGUCCGAACUGCAAUUCUAUCCAACAUCCGCCCAGCAUGCCCAACUACUUCAAUUUAUUUAACAUCGAAGAGAACUACGAGGUAAAUCAACCUUUGCUAACGCGCAAAUAUCGGCAGCUACAAGCCGUACUUCAUCCCGAUAGGUUCAGUCAUAAAAGCCAAACCGAGAAGGAUAUUUCCGCCGAUUAUUCAGCGCUUGUAAAUAACGCCUAUGGAACAUUACAAAAACCGCUCGAACGCGGCAUCUACAUGCUACACCUGCAUGGAGAACGUAUCGACGAAAGCGACAGAGGCACAGACCCAAAUUUUCUUAUGGAAAUUAUGCAAUUAAACGAGGAGAUCGAAGAAGCCCAAACUGCGGACGAAUUGAGACAUUUAAAUAAGAAAAGUAAAGAGAAGCUCGACUGCAUUACUCAAAAGUUAGCAACCUGUUUUCGGGACAAUAAUUUUCAGGCCGCAAAGGAAUUAAUAAUACAACUAAAAUACUACAGUAGCGUUAGUGUGCACGUUAAUUCGAUCCUUCGGGAGAGAGGGGUUGUUGAUUAAUGUAUAAAAAAUACAUUUUUUACCUAUCUCUCAAAAUAAUAUAUUAACUUUAUGAAUAUAUCUAGUCGUAGAGUUACAAAUAAGAAGAUUCAUAUCAUUUUUAGACGCUUUUAAGUACCUAGUUCCCUUUCCAAAACUGUUAAAAUGCCAUCAGUGUCUUCAGGGCGCUUACAUCAAUAGCUUGAUCAAAUUGUGGUGCCGGGCAAUUGUAACGAAAGGUUUAUGUAUUUAAUAUUACCAGGGACAAGAGGCUUUCCAAAUAACUUAUUUGAGAGCAUAUAUUCUAUCUCCGUUUCUUGCAGGUCUUCACACUCUUUAUGUAUUAGCUCCCCUGGUUAGCGCAGAAGGGCCUUGGAAUAAGCUCUUAUCCUAGAUAUUUGUUAAAACUUUAGCAGAACCAGGUGUGUGUAUCCAUAGACUUAAAUUAUGUCUGAGUAAUGAGCAUAAAAUUUAUGGUAAUGAGCAGAACUCGGAACUGCUAAAUACAGCAGGCAGUAGGAUCAGGAUGACAUGAGAGACCACAUGGAGUCAUGUGGAGACUGUGAGAGCAAUGGUUCUGCCAGUUGGCAACCUGUCCAAUGUCCUGUCACUUUUGACAGUACAUUUUCCUUGUCAGUUGUCAUUACAACAAUCAUAUUUUACACAAGAAAAUUUUUCAUUUAACAGGAAUCAAUAUGAAUAAGGAAAGUUCAAUUCUAACAUUUUUUAAAGCUGUAUACUAUGAUGAAUUUAAAUGGUCAGUAGUGAAAAGUAUUGGGAUAUUCUCGUUAGGUGUUAAAAUCGCACAAGAAUGUGCAGGCAUGGAAUUAUUACCGGGACAAUGAACAUGUUUUUGAAGGGAUCUUUUUAAAUUUGCAUGUCUUGUUUGCUACAUUCUAAUGUUUCUCUAAUAAAUAUACGUUAAGUUUCUGAACUGAU